GGCCUACACCUUGCUUCAUAACGAUCGCCCUCUCCUUCCGACAGAGUGUUUGAGAGACAUCUUUGAAGGAGAUGAGGCGACCUUAACUGCGGUGGCGCUACCCAUGCUUAGAAGCUCGGACAAGUGUGGUUGGGACUGGGGACCGUCAAAUAGCUCGGAGGACAUCUAUUCCAAUCUAUUCCAAUUUAUUCAAUUUUGGUUUUCUAAUAUUGACUUAGCACCCAUGAAAUGAUUAGGUGAGUCACUGUAUCAUGCACUAUUGGUUGCAGAUCGGGUAGUUGCGCUCAUUGCGGUGCAUUGUUCACUGCAGUUAUUGUACCUCAGAUGUGGCGCUUCCAACGACCCUGUCAAACAGUGGCCUAAAUCUGAGCCGUGGGCACUACCGCCACAAAGAGGCCUUUGAACGGCUUUUCCACGGGAUGAAGUCACCAUGUGGACAAAAACCUGGUCAGUUGGAUUCGGUUGUCCUUCCCACAGCACUGACUGCAUUGGUCCGAUGACAAGGGGAAGUGUCCUGGUCCCGUGCGGCUUCGCCAAGCGUGCCGCUGUCCAGAAAUACCUUGCAACCUUGACGUGUUGGCAGCGGCAUUCAUUCCCAAUUCGGAUGACCUGCUCAUGGUGACCAAGGGCAACAUCACUGCUGUCAAGGAUGAAGAAAUCCCAGCGCUUGGAGACAAUGAUCCCACUGGAAUUUUAUGGUUUUGGCGGCUUUUCCGCGCAGAGCAGUGGUCCUUUCUUUCAGCCUCGCUCGUUGCGCGUCGGUCGCCUUGUUUGAGCAAUAAUGCUUUGAUGGAACUUUGGGCAGAAGAGAAAGACAAAGAAGAGUUUGAAAGCUACAGCCCUUGGACGAAAGAAGAGGUCGAGGAGCAGAAGCGCACAGGCAUCAUCAAGUGGGGGAAGAAGUUUGUGGACCAAGCUGGCCUCUAUUUGCGUAUCCAUGAUGAAUCACAUGCAGUCUUUACUUGGAACCAGAGCGAUAUCCUGGGGGGUUGCGGCAACGUGGACCGCCUCGACUUGGCCACCGGCGAGGUGACCAAUCUGGGGAGGAUCUGGGAUGCUUGGGAUGUGACCACAGAUUCUUCGGGACGGAUUUUCUACACCAGCUGCUAUGAUGGAACUGAUGUGCACCUCUUGAAGGAUACCACACUGCUGCAGCCGAGCUCUGAGAAACCGACUCCAACCUUCAUUGUGUCGCAAACAGUUGGCCUUGGAUUUAAUUUGUGUUUCGAUGCAACUUUGAAGGUUUUAGUGACCUCCUCCAGAGAUGGCGCAUUCUUUGUGAUUUCUCCUCCAGGUGAAGGCCGCCUCGACGUGGGCGAGGGCUUGCCUUCCAUUCGCCCACCUGGUGAUGAUCACACCCCUGGAGACAAGACGGCACCUUGGGACACAGUCAAAAUAUUGGAGCCAGUGACUUGGCAGAAAGAAAACCCUUGACGGGAGAAAAGCAUCAACAGGACAUGGUUUCUACGCACAUGGUGGUCGUAUCACCUUCGUGGAUGCCAACGCGCAGGAACAACUUUGCACCACAAACCUGCUUGAUGGAAAGACUGAAUGCUCCACCUUCGCUGAGCCCAUCAAUUAUGUGACCUGCUCUGGUGAUUUCUGUGCGGUCUUCACCAGGGCUUCGGCCCCUUAGAGCCUAACCAAGUAACUACGAUCAGGUCGUGCAAGUGCUGUAGCGACACUUGAGACUACGACUGGCUGCGGCCUCCCAAGUGCUGCUUGAAAAAGUGACCUUUUUCGAUCGCUGCAAGUCCCUUCAUCCCAAG
Messenger RNA from Durusdinium trenchii, 1769 nucleotides. NCBI's taxonomy places the organism in Eukaryota, Dinophyceae, Suessiales, Symbiodiniaceae. The record is from the annotation of a GenBank genome assembly.